Messenger RNA from Leptinotarsa decemlineata (Colorado potato beetle), 2914 nucleotides. RefSeq names its product sarcalumenin. The record is from RefSeq and is a predicted model, not a curated record. Lineage: Eukaryota; Metazoa; Arthropoda; Insecta; Coleoptera; Chrysomelidae.
GAAGAUGUUGCUAGCCAAGAACAAGACGAUCAGCCUCAAACACAGAAUAAUGAAAGUGAAAAACCCGAAAACGAAGAUGCAUCGAACGAAGAGUUAGCAGACAAUAUCACAAGUAACAGAGACCUGGAAGAUGGAGAUGAAACUGGAGAGGAUCAAGCUGUAGACAACGAAGAUCAGGCUGAAGACAACGAAGAUCAAAGAGAAGCCGACGAAGACGAACCAGGAGAUAAUGGAGAACAAGGGGAUGAUGAUAAAGAGGAUAUAGAGGAAAAGCAGGAUGGAACAACGGAAAGCAAGGAGGAAAAUCAAGAUGGAACACCGGAAAGUAAAGGGACAUUCGACAGUGGGGAAAAACAGCAGGUAGAACAGAAAUACUCUGGAAACGAAAAACAGUUAGUGACUGAAGAAAAAAGGGUAACUGAAACUGUCGAACAAGAAGAAGCUACCGUCGAAGGAGCAGAAGACCAAGAAGAAAGCGAUGAAGAGACAACUGAAACAAACAUCGACGAAGAAUCAGAAAAAAUAGAACAAUCUGACAGUGAUGGGGACAAUGAAAGUGCUGAAAAUAAUCUAGAUAAUCAGGGUGGAGUGGAUAGUAACGAAGAUCGAAUAGACGAUGUGGAAGAACAAAAAGAGAAUAAAGAUGAUGAGCCAUCUGUAGAAACAAACGAUGCAGUACAAUCAGUCGAGAACAACAAAGAGAGCGUUGAAGAGUUAGCCAAUGAAGAAGUCACCAAUGACUACUACGGCGCAGCAGAAGGAGCCCAAUCUACUGAAUACUCUGAAUCUAACGAUGAACUUGAACACGGUGAUGAAGUGGAAGAAGAACAAGGUGGUUCAGAAGAAAAAAGCACAGACGAAGAAUCAGAGGCACGUGAUGACGAAUACGAAUCUGCUCCUGUAGAGGAUUUAACAUCGGACAUUGAAAUCCCCAGUGAACUGAGGGCGAGGGAUCACGUUGAGCAACUUCUCAAAGUUGACGAAGAUUCGUCGGAGACCGAAAAGCUCAUCAAUAAAGUAUCUGAUAUCACUCUAAAAGAGCUAAAGAAACUCUACGAAAAUGCCAUAAAACCCUUGGAAGUUCUAUACAAGUACAGGGAGCUCAGUAACAGACAUUUUGGUGACGCUGAAAUAUUCUCCAAGCCUCUGAUCCUCUUCAUGGGUCCAUGGAGCGGAGGAAAAUCGUCCAUUAUUAACUAUCUAGUCAACAAUGAAUACAACGAAACCUCCCUUAGAACUGGAGCUGAACCAUCCCCAGCCUACUUCAACAUUUUAAUGUACGGGGAUGAGCCGGAAAUUGUUGACGGAACAGAGUUAGCAGCUGACUUCACGUUCGCAGGCCUACAAAAAUUUGGGCAAGGUUUGGAGGAACGCCUCCAAGGCGUCAAACUUCCUAUGAGACUUCUAGAGAAAGUCAACAUCGUGGAGAUUCCCGGAAUAUUGGAGGUUCGCAAGCAGAUUUCAAGGGUGUUUCCCUUCAACGACGCAUGUCAGUGGUUCAUCGAUAGAGCUGAUAUCAUCUUCUUGGUUUAUGAUCCAUCAAAACUCGAUGUAGGUCCGGAAACAGAGGCGAUUCUGGAUCAGCUCAAGGGACGUGAACAUCAAACACGCAUUAUUUUAAACAAGGCCGACCAAGUGAAACCCGAAGAACUCAUGAGGGUACAAGGAGCUCUGAUAUGGAACAUUUCACCCCUGAUGUCUUCCCCACAACCUCCUGUAAUGUACACUGUGUCACUAUGGUCUAAACCUUACGAGCCCUGGGCCCCAGCAAGACUGCUACAAGCUCAAGAAAGGGCUUUCUUGCGAGAUUUGAGAGGAGCUAUAGACAAAAGAAUCGAUAAUAAAAUAGCCAGUGCACGAAGGUUUGCGGUGCGUGUACGAAAUCACGCAAAGAUGGUGGAUUGCUACCUCACGACAUACUACAAUCACAAGUCCGUGUUCGGAAAUCGCAAGCAAGUUGCAGACGAAAUCAUCGAACGUCCACAAGAUUACCACAUCUACGAAGGUCUCUCUACCCUCACGAACAUAUCCCGGUAUGACUUACCGGACCCAGAUGUCUACCGUGACUUCUUCAAGCUCAACCCACUGUACGAAUUCCAGCCAUUGUCAGCCACAUGUACUUAUUUUCGAGGGUGUCCUAUCAACAGGCUGGACGUUGCUAUUGCCUACGAUCUCCCAGAAUUGGUGGGAACGCAUAAGAAGUUAAUCGAAAAUACCCUGACACAAACUUCAGAUAAGUUAACUUCAGCCCCUGGUAGCUGAAUCGAAAACAAGGAACACCAAGUAAUAACCCUACUCUCGGGAAAAGGCCUGCCCAAUAACAGAGGUUCCAUCCCAAAAUAUCGAAGCCGAUCGCACUAUUGGGAUAGCAAGACUAAUUCUAAUUGUCGAUCUGCUCGAAGUUUUGGAAUACCUUCCUAUCCUAAAUAUAAGACUUUUCGAAACGCAAUAUAUGCGUCAGUGUAUCGUAACAAUUAUCUUGUAAUUUUCAAAAAAUUCCGUUCAACCCUACCUUAAAUUGGACGCCUUUUUGAAAAAUCAUGUUAAAUCAUUCAUGCCAGUGCUACUGUUAUUCGAACUGAAAGUACACAUGAAGACAUUUUCCAGCGUUACGCUUUCAUAGUCUCCUGCCACGUGUGUUGAUCGCAUUUAAAGAGUUGUUGCUGUCGGAGUGUUCAUGUAUCAAAAAUCGAUUACAGCGUGAUUCAUUUUAUUUUGACACCAGAUGUACAACACCUUACUAAAAUUUAUGGAGCUUUGAGACAAUUUCAUUAUUGUUAUAUGUAUAUUGAAUGUACAGAUCAUUAAUAUAUACUGUAGUUCGUUAACUUAGUUCUUCUUUUUCAUUUGAAUAAUUAUUGAGUAAGAAGACAGAUUAUAGGUUAAGAAAAUGAAUAAAAUAAAUAUAUUUUCA